UUAUAGUCGUCGUCGAUGAUGAUGGUGGUCGGUUAAUUUUGAAAGAUAUGAAACGAGCAAUGGCCGACGAAAACACAACGAAACGACCGUUUUACACCGGGGAUAGACAGUUGGCCAGACGUGUCCAGGAGUACGUUGACAGCUGUCCACAAGGAUGCUACAUUGACCCGGUAUCAGUUGCUGAUAAUCUGCAGCGUAACUACAGGGAGUACACAAGACGAAAGAAACUGGCAUUCAGGAAAUCAGUUCAAAGAGUUUGUGAUUGGAUUUCUAAGCAGAAAACAAAGCAGACAAGUCUUGAUGCAGCAGAGCACAGACAUCUCACUAAGAGGAGAAAACAGGACAAAACAAACAGAGAGACAAACGUCACCGUUGAGUCCUGGAAGUCAGAUGAUGAUUCAAGUUUUUCCUCUGAUCUUGAUGAUUAUGAAGAAUCAAAGGACAAUAACAUGGUCAACGAUGCAUUGAGCAGACUUUACAGUAAGGGUCCAUCAUCCGCUGCAAACUCACCGAGUUAUGGUCUGAAGUCGCUCACACCAAAUUACUCAGGAACCCCAGAUACAACCCCUGGUAGACCGGACGACAGACACAAAGAUGUAGAUUCAGGUGAAGAGAGCAUAGAGCUCGGCAAUCUCUCAAUGGAUAUGCCUGAUGAUGUAGAUGAGGUUGAACCACCGAGAAGGAGGAUGGAAAUGAUGUUACCAAGGGUACCUAUCAAGCAAUCAACACCACCUCCAUCAGGAAGUUCCACUCCUCAGACUUCCAAGAAACGAUCUGUCAAGAAGAGGAAAUCAUCCAAUCAGACACUUACUGAGGAGGAGAGCACCAUGAAGAAAGGAGGAAUAGGAGCUGAGAAAGGACGUAAAUCCAAGAAGAAGAUUGUGGAACCUCAAAUGUCUACAGUAACUUUUAGCGACAUUGGAGGCAAUGAUAAAACAUUACAUGCUGUGUGCAAGUUACUGAUUCACAUGCGUCACCCUGAGGUGUAUCAACAGCUAGGUGUUACCCCACCCAGGGGAGUAUUGCUUCAUGGACCCCCAGGGUGUGGUAAGACCCUACUAGCUCAUGCCAUUGCUGGGGAACUGGAGCUUCCAUUCCUGAAGAUAGCUUCCACUGAAAUUGUGUCCGGUGUUUCUGGUGAAUCAGAGGGAAACAUCAGAGAUCUUUUUGAAGAAGCUUUGGGUUUAGCUCCUUGUAUUCUAUUCUUGGAUGAAAUUGACGCCAUUACUCCUAAGCGAGAGACGGCACAGAGAGAAAUGGAGCGAAGGAUAGUGGCUCAGUUAUUAUCAUGCAUGGAUGACCUAAGCGCAAGUCCACAGCAUGUGUUGGUGAUUGGAGCAACCAACCGAGCAGACUCCCUCGAUCCUGCUUUGAGGAGAGCUGGAAGAUUUGACCGCGAGAUCUGUCUAGGAAUUCCUGGCGAGAAGGAAAGGGAAAGGAUAUUACAAGUGUUGUGCAGAAAUCUUAAGUUGUCAUCAGACUUUAGUUAUGUAAGUCUAUCAUCGCUCACACCAGGGUAUGUUGGAGCUGAUCUUAUGUCACUAUGCAGGGAGGCUGCUAUGUGUGCUGUUAAUAGAAUAUUCCAGAAUCUUCAAGAAGUGCCAACAGACGACCAAUCAGAGACAACUCAACCUGCAGAUAGUCUACCUGCUAUUCAGGCGCCUGAUGCAGAUGAAAACAGCCAGAACCCCAACACACAGGAUGCAUUAUCUAUCAGAGCAACGAGUCCAGAUACCACACAGAUGGAUACAAAUGAGGUCAUAGACUCCAAAUCAUCAUAUCACUCAGUUCUGACCUGGUUGAAAGAACAACCCCCUUUUACUGAUGACCAACUGGAGGCGCUGUACAUCAUGAUGCAAGAUUUUGAGGAAGCCUUACCCAACGUCCAGCCUUCAGCUAAACGAGAAGGUUUUGCUACAAUACCAGACGUGACUUGGGAUGACAUCGGAGCUCUGCAUUCAAUUAGAGAGGAACUCACUAUGGCAAUUCUGGCACCAGUAAGAAAUCCAGCAGCAUUCAAGGCCCUUGGUCUAUCAAACCCACCCGGUAUCCUGCUAGCUGGUCCCCCAGGGUGCGGAAAGACAUUACUUGCAAAGGCCAUUGCCAAUGAGUCUGGAAUUAACUUCAUAUCAGUCAAAGGUCCUGAACUAAUGAAUAUGUAUGUUGGUGAGAGUGAGCGAGCUGUUCGACAGUGUUUCCAUCGUGCCAGGAACUCAGCUCCUUGCGUUAUAUUCUUUGAUGAGUUGGACGCUCUUUGUCCAAAAAGAUCAGAUUCACCAGAGUCUGGUUCCAGUGCUCGUGUUGUGAACCAACUGUUGACUGAGAUGGAUGGAUUAGAGUCAAGGAAACAAGUCUUUAUCGUUGGUGCAACCAACAGACCAGAUAUUAUAGAUCCAGCAGUGCUAAGACCAGGACGUCUUGAUAAGACGUUAUAUGUGGGAAUACCAAGCGCUGAUGAUAGAGUAGCAAUUCUAAAGACUAUAACAAAGAACGGUAGUAAACCUCCAUUAGCAGACGAUGUAAACUUGGAUGACAUCGGGAAAGACCAAAGAUGUGAUGGAUUCACUGGUGCUGACUUGGCAGCUUUGGUACGAGAGGCAUCAAUGGCUGCUCUAAGGCAAGUCUUGCGGACUGUACCAUCAGUGACUGGCCAGAGGAGUGAUUCAGCUGAGAGGGGUGUAUUCAAUAAACGUAUAGUGGUAGUUGCAGACAAUUUUCAGUCAGCUUUCAUGAAAGUGAAAGCUUCAGUUUCCAAAAAGGAAAGAGAGAGAUACAAGAAGCUGCGUUCCAAUGCUUUGGAUUCAAUGACAGAAGAGAAAAAACCAUUGACAGAAUCAAAAACAUCGACAGAACGACAAACAUCGACAGAACCAAAAACAUCGGCAGAAUCAAAAACAUUGACAGAACCAAAAACAUCAGCAGAACCAAAACCAUCUGCAGAAUCAAAACCAGCGGCAGAAACAAGUAUUUGAAGUGGCUGCAAAGAAAGUAAAUUAAAUUCCAUAUACAUGAAGCAGCAAUAUCAAAUUAUUUACCAAUACCUUUAUUCUCAACCAGUGUAAAUUUGUUGUCACCAGGACCAUUCUAAUAGUUCUGCUUUAAUAGUCAGGAAAAAACGCCACUUUUGGUAGCAGGCUGUUCCAUGCUUUCAAUGUAAGCAUACUUCACUUAAAGCCUUGCUGACUAAAAUUGUGUGCCAAGAUUGACAAACCUGUGGGAAUGAGGUUAGGUCAUGCCGAGUCCGAUUAGCGGCUAUAGCUACGGCUAGGUUUCCCUGGCAUCAUGCAUUAACUAUGGUUCGUCCAAAGCAACACUUUUUACCAUAGCUAUAGCUGCCAAUGGGAGACUUUUGAAUGGUCCUUUUUCACAGUUCUCCCCAGUAGUGCACAUGCUCAGACCUACGGGUGCAACACUGAGCAUGUGCACGCAUGUUGACCCACAAAAAAAAGACCAUGUCUGCUGCCGCCAGCGGCUCAAAAGUCUCCCAUUUGGAUGCGGCCCUAAAUUGGUUUGACCAAAGAAAACGAAGAUGGCUAACCAUAAUGAUCGGAGGGGUUUGUAAUCGUCCAAUUUAUCUGAACAUUGUAGUUACAAUUUUGUAAUACAAUUUGGACUUACCUAAAGCAGAGCAGUGUCUCAAAAAAGGUCAACUCCGAGAGCUAUGCAGACUAAUCUUUGUUAAUCCAUGCAACAUCAUCCAGUGUGAUUUUGACUGAUAGAUAAACAUGUCAGCCUGCAAUAGAAAAUUGAACAGUCAGCCAUCUUACUGGCUGACCAUUCAAUAUCACCCACUGUAGUUUUAAAUGUAAGAUGUACUAUGCCAGGCUGCAAUAUGAUACCAUGUUGUGAAUGCAUCUACACAGUACACAGUCAACCCUCCUACUGUCUGACCAAUCAAUAUCAUCCAGUGUGGUUUUAA
Messenger RNA from Asterias rubens (European starfish), 3919 nucleotides. RefSeq names its product nuclear valosin-containing protein-like. NCBI's taxonomy places the organism in Eukaryota, Metazoa, Echinodermata, Asteroidea, Forcipulatida, Asteriidae. Gene Ontology annotation, cellular component: nucleus. The coding region runs from base 48 to 2972 and encodes 974 amino acids. The record is from RefSeq and is a predicted model, not a curated record. The transcript is spliced from 25 exons. Gene Ontology annotation, molecular function: RNA binding; ATP binding; preribosome binding. Gene Ontology annotation, biological process: ribosome biogenesis.